Molecule: messenger RNA, 2110 nt
Organism: Anopheles arabiensis
Lineage: Eukaryota; Metazoa; Arthropoda; Insecta; Diptera; Culicidae
Gene: lic
Product: dual specificity mitogen-activated protein kinase kinase 6
Exons: 2
Coding region: 299-1480 (393 amino acids)
Biological process (GO): protein phosphorylation; stress-activated MAPK cascade
Molecular function (GO): ATP binding; MAP kinase kinase activity
Source: RefSeq, a predicted model, not a curated record
GAGCGGUUGACAGUUUCGCUUGGUCGCGGUGACAGUUCGGUCGCGGUUACGGUUCGCUACUUUACAACAACCGCAGGUAGAGGCACGCAAGGUUUCGCUCUGUUGUUGGUCGGUCCGGGUCCGGUUACGGGUUGUUGGUUGCUGCUAGCGAGCGUUGCUGCAACAACCGCCACACUUGCUCUCCACACCUGCUGAGCGCGGGCACAACGUCAACAAACGUCACGAGCUAGCAGGCAGGCAAACAAACAAACGCUACAAAAAAAAAACACACACACACACACAGAGCGAAAGGCACACGAUGCCGCGGAAAAACAAACCGCCGGGCAUCAAGCUGAAGCUGGACGGCGAUCUUGGCGCGGGCGGCGGCGGCAGCACGGUGCCGGACAGUGCCGAGGGGGCGACCCCGCGCAACCUGGACAAGCGCGGCACGCUCACGGUCGGCGAGCGGUCGUUCGUGGUCGAGGCGGACCAUCUGCGCAAGCUGGCGGAUCUGGGCCGGGGGGCGUACGGCAUCGUCGAGAAGAUGCUGCACCAGCCGUCCGGCACGGUGAUGGCGGUCAAGCGCAUCACGGUGACGAGCGGGAUGGGGGCGGGCGGCGGCCCGGGCGGUGGCGUCCAGUCGCAGGAGCAGAAGCGCCUGCUGAUGGACCUGGACGUGUCGAUGCGGGCGAGCGACUGUCGCCACACGGUCCAGUUCUACGGGGCGCUGUUCCGCGAGGGCGACGUGUGGAUCUGCAUGGAGGUGAUGGACACGAGCGUGGACAAGUUCUACCCGGUGGUGUACAAGCGCCCCGGGCGCACCAUCCCGGAGUACAUCCUGCGCCAGAUAGCGCUCGCGAUCGUGCGCGCCCUGCACUACCUGCACACCGAGCUGCGCGUCAUCCACCGGGACGUGAAGCCGUCGAACGUGCUGAUGAACCGGCGGGGCGAGGUGAAGAUGUGCGACUUCGGUAUCUCUGGCUACCUGGUGGACUCGGUGGCGAAGACGAUCGACGCGGGCUGCAAACCGUACAUGGCGCCGGAGCGGAUCGAUCCGGGCUCGGGCAGCCGGACCGCCGGCUACGACAUCAAGUCGGACGUCUGGUCGCUCGGCAUCACGAUGGUGGAGAUCGCGACCGGCCGCUUCCCGUACGCGACCUGGCGGACGCCGUUCGAGCAGCUCAAGCAGGUGGUGAAGGACGAUCCGCCCCGGCUGCCUAAGUCGGCCCACCCGGACGCGGACGAGUUCAGCCCGGAGUUUCACGCGUUCACCGUCAGCUGCCUGCAGAAGAAGUACCAGCUGCGGGCGAACUACGAGCAUCUGCUCGCGACCGACUUUCUCGGCCUGUACACCGCCGACGCCGAGCGGGCGGACAACGCGCUGAUGGCGCAGUACGUGUGCGCGAUACUGGACGAGCGGGAUGGUGUGGUGGCGCCGGGCGCCGGCCCCACCGAUGCCGCAGCCGGCUCCGGCGGUGCCGGCGAGCCCGCGAACGACUGACUCGCGUGUAAAUAGCGCACCGACACACCCACAUACAUACAAUCACACACACACACACACACACACGUACACACGCACAUCGUUGGAUUGUUUAAUGUUAUUGUAUUUUUUUUUUGAAAUUAAGGUAAACCAACAUUGAAAAUCGAAGCAAAAAAACAGGAGAAAAGGAAGAAAAAAAUGCCACUCAAACACACCGUAAACACACACACACACUUACAGAAAACGAAGAAAAAUCUGUAGCAAAUGAGCUAGAGAAAUAGAGAGAGAGACAGGGAGAGCGAGAGGAAAAACAGUUUAUUAUACAUAAUUAUGGGGCAGCAGGUAUGCGAGCGGAACGUGUCGCAUGUCUUUUAGCGCGUACAUACACAUAACAUACGCCACACACACACAGAGAGAGACAGACGCAAAGGCUCGAUCAACGUAGCGGCGGAACAACGAUGCGAUGGUUUUGUAAUUGUUACUUAAUUUAAAAUCAAAACAAUUAAGGAAAAGCAAGCAAGAGAAAGGCAGGAGAAUGAAAACGACACACAGAAACGCAACAAACAAGCCUUUAAUAUUAACAAAACAAAUAAACAUACUGUGCCUUUGCGCAUCGAAACAAACAAACAAAAGGGAAUGGAGUGGAGUAAA